AUGGGAAGACUCAUCAAGAACCACUGGGCCCGCUUGAUCAUCCUCACGGCCGCAAUCUAUCAAAUCGGCAGCGCGGUCGAAGGGUUCAUCUGGCCCAAAUUCUUCUGGGACUUCACCACAAAGAACCUCAACGGCGCCGUAAAACCCACGCCGAUCCUCCAGAUUCUCAAUCUGCUCAUGGGCCUGCUCGGCAUCGCCUGGGAAUGGCCACUGAACCUCGUCGCGGGCACCUUACCACACCGCAGCAUCGAAGUGCGGCUCAUCAUGUACCCGCUGAGCGCUCUCUUCGCAGCUCUUUUAUAUCAGGGGACGGAUCCUGCGAUAUACUAUCUGAUCGGUAUCGUGGUGUACUUUUGGGCAUACACCGAGGGCGAGGUGAGAACCAACACCACAUUUUUCACGGUGAAAUGGUCUAAUGAAAACAGGUCGUGUGUGCUGAACCGUGGACAUUGCCGAAACGACACGCCAUCAAAGUAUAACGAAAAGACCGCUUACCCUGAAGAACUCAAUACACUUACGAAGCGAAUUAACACGACGAAUUUUACGAAUCAUGAUUAUGCAUGCAAUGGGAACGGAAUAGGCGUUGAGAUUUGA
Molecule: messenger RNA, 594 nt
Organism: Aspergillus clavatus NRRL 1
Lineage: Eukaryota; Fungi; Ascomycota; Eurotiomycetes; Eurotiales; Aspergillaceae
Exons: 2
Coding region: 1-594 (197 amino acids)
Source: RefSeq, a predicted model, not a curated record